GACGAGAGUUUGAGCCAGGACCAGGAGAGCGGGGGUAGAAACCCGGGUUGGGGCAGGAGGCGGCUAGAGCGGUGGCGGCGGCAUCCGGAGUAACACUGAGAUCUUCCGGUGCCGGGAAUUGCGGUUAUGGAUCAUAUUACGGUACCCAAGGUAGAAAACGUGAAAUUGGUGGAUCGUUAUGUGAGUAAGAAACCAGCUAAUGGGAUUCUUUAUCUUACUGCAACCCACCUGAUCUAUGUGGAGGCUUCAGGUGCAGCCCGGAAAGAAACAUGGAUUGCACUCCAUCACAUUGCCACUGUGGAGAAGUUACCCAUUACUAGCCUGGGCUGUCCCCUGACCCUCCGCUGCAAGAAUUUCCGGGUGGCCCACUUUGUUUUAGACUCUGACCUUGUGUGCCAUGAGGUUUAUAUUUCACUGCUCAAGCUUUCUCAGCCAGCAUUACCUGAAGAUCUUUAUGCUUUUUCUUAUAAUCCCAAAUCCUCAAAAGAGAUGAGGGAAAGUGGAUGGAAACUGAUUGACCCAAUAUCAGACUUCGGGCGUAUGGGAAUACCCAACAGAAACUGGACCAUAACAGAUGCCAACAGAAACUAUGAGAUAUGCAGCACCUAUCCUCCUGAAAUAGUGGUUCCUAAAUCUGUUACCUUGGGAACGGUGGUUGGAAGUUCAAAGUUCAGAAGUAAAGAACGUGUCCCUGUGCUCUCCUACCUCUACAAAGAGAACAAUGCUGCCAUUUGCCGCUGUAGCCAGCCUCUCUCUGGAUUUUACACUCGCUGUGUAGAUGAUGAGCUCUUGCUGGAGGCCAUUAGCCAAACAAACCCAGGGAGCCAGUUUAUGUAUGUUGUAGACACAAGACCAAAGUUGAAUGCCAUGGCCAACCGAGCAGCUGGGAAGGGGUAUGAAAAUGAAGACAACUAUGCCAACAUUCGCUUCAGAUUCAUGGGCAUUGAGAACAUCCAUGUAAUGCGGAGCAGUCUGCAGAAACUCUUGGAAGUCUGUGAAUUGAAAACUCCAACAAUGAGUGAAUUUCUUAGCGGCCUGGAGAGCUCAGGGUGGUUAAGACACAUUAAAGCUAUUAUGGAUGCUGGAAUUUUCAUUACAAAGGCAGUGAAGGUAGAAAAGGCCAGUGUCUUAGUCCAUUGUUCUGAUGGGUGGGACCGCACAGCACAAGUCUGCUCGGUGGCUAGCAUCCUCCUAGACCCAUUUUAUAGGACAUUCAAAGGACUCAUGAUCUUGAUAGAGAAGGAAUGGAUAUCCAUGGGCCACAAGUUUUCCCAAAGGUGUGGCCACCUCGAUGGGGACUCUAAAGAAGUGUCCCCUAUCUUCACCCAGUUCCUAGACUGUAUCUGGCAAUUAAUGGAACAGUUUCCCUGUGCCUUUGAGUUUAAUGAAAACUUCCUGCUGGAGAUUCAUGACCAUGUUUUCUCCUGCCAGUUUGGAAACUUCCUUGGUAACUGCCAGAAGGAUCGGGAAGAUCUAAGAGUCUAUGAGAAAACACAUUCUGUGUGGCCUUUCUUGGUUCAGAGGAAACCAGACUUCAGGAACCCUCUCUAUAAAGGCUUCACUAUGUAUGGGGUACUCAAUCCUAGUACUGUGCCCUACAACAUUCAGUUCUGGUGUGGGAUGUAUAACCGCUUUGACAAAGGGCUGCAGCCCAAGCAGAGUAUGCUAGAGAGCCUCCUGGAAAUUAAGAAACAGAGAGCAAUGCUGGAAACAGAUGUGCAUGAACUAGAAAAGAAACUAAAAGCCCAUGAUGAGCCACCAGAAGAGAUCUGUACCUGCUCUCAAUUAGGAAACAUAUUAUCCCAGCAUCUGGGAAGUCCUUUGACCAAUCCUCUUGGCUUUAUGGGUAUUGAUGGAGACCUGAAUACCUUGAUGGAGAAUGGCACCCUAUCCAGGGAAGGAGGCCUCCGAGCUCAGAUGGAUCAAGUAAAAAGCCAGUGUGCAGACCUCCACCAUAACUGCUGUGAGAUUGUGGGCAGCCUUAGGGCCAUAAAUAUCUCUGGGGAUGUGGGCAUCUCUGGAGGGACGGGCAUCUCUGAGGCCAUGGGCAUCUCUGGAGACAUGAGCACCUUUGAGGCUAUGGGCUUCUCCGAAGACUUAGGAAUCUAUGGGGCCAUGGACAUCUCUGAGGCCACUGGCAUCUCUGAAAACUUGGGUAUUUCUGAGGCCAGGGGUUUCUCUGGGGACAUGGGCAUCUUGGGGGACACAGGCAUCUCCAAGGCCAGCACCAAGGAGGCAGACUACUCCAAGCAUCAGUGAGUUAGUUACUCAUCAUCCAUGCUAGGUAUACCUACAGCAGCUACAGUGAUUCUUGUCCCAGAGAGGGCUAUGCUGCUUUUCCAAUUGGUUUAAGUGGGUGAAGCCAGGGCACCCCUCUCCCCACUUAAGUCUGGAAGGGAAUUACUUUACUGAUUAAGUGACCAAUAUGUUCAUAUUAAGCAGUACAGAGUGUAGGCAAGAGAAAGAAUAUGUUAUUGUUCUAAAAUGGGAUUUAACUAUAGAAAUGUUGCCUCUCAGCUGAGGCACAUAUUAAGCUGGUUCUACUGUCUGUUUUCCUUAAUGAUCGACCUCCCCUAUUUUCUAUCCUCACUGCUGUAAUAUGAGAGUGAAGUGGAAAUAUUGUCACAAUGGUCAAUAAUGACCCUUUUGAGGGUAUGGAGAGAUGGUAUACAGCAGGUAACUGUGAAUUGCAGAAUAAAUUAAAAGAAAAUUUUAUUUUCAGGUAUGCUUAGUCAUGGGAUGUUAGCUAACAUUAUUGCCAAUGGAGACAUACAAUAUUUUCCUGAGAAGGAAAUCAAAAUGAUGCUUAAUUGUUAGCAUAAGUGCAUGGGUGCUUGGUGGUUUGAAACAUGUGACGAAAGUUUUCUUAAGUUACAACACUUGCUUUCUCCAACCCACACCCCAGCUAGGUCUUGUUAAAAUACUUAGCCAAUUCCUUUUCUCGUAGAUAGCCCAUAGGUAAACUUGAAUCCACUACAGUCUAAAAUUAUAAAUUUCAAAUUAAUGGGGUUUGAAUUAGUAACAUUAAUUGCAUCAGUUCAGGAAGUAACUGAAAAUCUCAGUGCUUCAGACUCAGACUGAGACAUGGUCUGUGUGCCUAUCUGGGUUUGUGCAAAAUAGGACCCUUUUUAGGUCUUUUUAUGAAAACAAAUGGUUUUGCUUAUCUAGAUAUCACAUGAGGUUUAUGGAUGUUUUAGACACAAUUGGCACUACUUUUAAAUCUGGUAGGUUUAUCACCUUGUGCUAAUGUACAGUUUUGAAAAAAGUCCAUUCUGAUAGCAGAUCCAGAUACUCCUGGGGAAAAGGAUGUAUUUUUAUUUAAACACCAGUUUUUCUCCUAGGGGUUGAUAUACUUGAUGGGUUUUUUAUCUGUCCUAAUUGGAUAUUCAGUCAUGAUUUUGCUACUUCCACAUACUGAGAGUAGGAUAGUCCUCAGUCAGUUUGGGUCAUGCUCUGUAUAUUCUCAGCAAUUCCAGAACUCUUAAUGCCAACAGAAUCCAGGUCCUCACCCAAAAAGUCUGUUCCAAAUACUCUAUAUUUGGCUUAAGCUAAAACAUUAGAUGACUUAAAGAGGCAUCCCUUGAUUAUCACAUCCAGUUGUGCACAUAGAAAUCUCUAAAAGAUUACCUCAUUAGGUGCUUUUCUUUGAAAGAAAGAGGUACCUUUUAAGGGUUUAAUUUAAAUAUGGGAGAGGAGUGCCAGGAUAGCUCCUUGAUUUCUUAUCUCUAGCUAUAACCUGUAGACCCAAAACAUCCUCUUUAGUGGAAGAACUCUAAAUCAUUUUGGUUGUCUUUUUUUAUAUGUAAGCAGGAGUCAUUUUUCUAUUUACUUCCUCUUGGUAAAUUUUUAACUUUUUGUUUUUGAAGAACUCGUAAUUUAUUUGGGUCUUUCCCAUUAAUAAAUAAGGGCCAUAUUUUACUUCCAUAUUCUUGAUAGCGCCCUUGAUCCUAUAAUUUUAAAGCAUCAAGAUGAUUUCCUUUUUUUUAUCUCUCUGGUCCUCCUCUUUCCACGAUUUAGUCCUUGCUUUAUAUAACCUAAAUCAUCAGAUGUUGCCAGUUGUCAUUUGACUUCUUUUGGAAAAAAAAAAUGGGGUUUGUGCACACCAUUUUAAUCUGGAGGCUACAUCUACUCCUGGCUUUGUGAAGGAAGUUGCCAAAAAGGAUGAUGGUACCAAUCUGCCUCCAGUGAGCUAUUCUGGAUCUUGCUCCCAGAUCUUUCUCCCAUAUCUCAAUCUGUAUAUUGCAGUUUAUUAACUAGCAUGAUGUUCUGGAUAGAGUGCGUUUAGUUUUCAGGGAAGUUGAAAGUAAAAAGGUAAAUGGCAAGACGUAGUAGUUUUUGCAAAUUCUAUAAAAAACUAAAGAGUCUUGAUUUAUUCCUAAAGAUCUGUACAGGGACAGUACAUAGUACCUAAUCUUAUUUCUUAGAUCAAAAACAAAAUUAGUCAAUAGUGAAAGGAAGGUCUUUUCAAUAUAAUUCUAAACUAAGAAGGAGUAAACCACAACCCUGGUAUUUCCAAAAGCAAAAACAACAUUUUUAAAAGACUGGAUUAUUUUGUUAAUUAUCUAAGGCCAUGUGAUCAAUCUCAGUCUCAAAAUCUGUGAGGUCAAUUUGUUUGGUCUUUGAUAUUUUUAUUCCCCAACAUGCCACAUUAUUGCUUACAUAUAAAAUAUACAGAACUUAAAAAAUCUGCAUGAAAAUCAACUAUUUAUUCUCAACACCAAACACCUUUUAGUUUUACAGUUGGAUUUAAAAAUCUGAGAGAAGAAAAAGAUGGAAUCCAGGUAUUUACACACUAUUAAAAGCAGAUUAGCUAUCUAUAGGUAGGAGCCCAGCAAUAGUGAGGAGACUCUUGAAGGCAAGUUGCCAGGAGUACUAGAAAAGAUGAUCUAUUAAUGGCUUUCACUUCAUACUCUGAUAUAGCACCUAUGCUGUGAAAGAAAUGUGACUCCCUUCACCCACUGUCAUACCUUUCCAGUUCCCCAAGCAGAAAUUCCAUUCUCAUGUGACUACUGUACUUAAAUAGGAAGGCAUUUAACCACCUGCCACUGUCAUCCACUAAUCUGACCUCUGCCUACUUUCUACACGUUUCACAGGCCUGGGGUUACUGCUUAUCUUUUCUAUGCAUGAGGCAGGCUCUGUUCCUGUGCUUGUGGCCAUGCUCAGAUUCUACCAUGGCCACCGUUUUAAAAAUUCAUUAAUUAUUUACUUAGUUUAUGGAAUGACAGAUUUAUCACAGUAGUAAAUAAAACAAUUUUAAGUAACAAA
This is a messenger RNA of Symphalangus syndactylus (siamang), 5265 nucleotides long. Its product is annotated as ankyrin repeat and SOCS box protein 12. Gene Ontology annotation, biological process: protein ubiquitination; phosphatidylinositol dephosphorylation; positive regulation of protein catabolic process. Lineage: Eukaryota; Metazoa; Chordata; Mammalia; Primates; Hylobatidae. Gene Ontology annotation, molecular function: phosphatidylinositol-3-phosphate phosphatase activity; protein binding; phosphatidylinositol-3,5-bisphosphate phosphatase activity. Gene Ontology annotation, cellular component: nuclear envelope; cytoplasm. The record is from RefSeq and is a predicted model, not a curated record.